Messenger RNA from Hyla sarda, 1894 nucleotides. RefSeq names its product cold-inducible RNA-binding protein B-like. Gene Ontology annotation, molecular function: RNA binding. The transcript has 7 exons. Gene Ontology annotation, cellular component: spliceosomal complex. The record is from RefSeq and is a predicted model, not a curated record. Bases 439 to 942 code for a protein of 167 amino acids. Gene Ontology annotation, biological process: positive regulation of mRNA splicing, via spliceosome. NCBI's taxonomy places the organism in Eukaryota, Metazoa, Chordata, Amphibia, Anura, Hylidae.
GUGACUUCUUCGACGGGACCUAAAAUGGCGCCUAAAAGCGCUGCUACAGCAUCCUCGCUUGUCUGUAAUGGCGGAAGACGCUUCCCCUCCCAACCAACGCUAUUCACACCCCACCACACCCCGAUAUAAUAUGAGAAAGCAGCCGUGAGUCGUCCUCUUAAUAUUAAUGCCGCUAUAAAGACAUUUUCAUACGGUUUCCUCCAUUUUAAUACAGCCUCCAAGAUAUAUUCCCGCUGCAUUAAUCCGGAAAUUUCGCCUGGAAGAGAACAGCUCACCCGUGAGCGGUACUUGGUGCAGACCGCCAUGUCACCGAAUACUAAUGACGUGGGCGGGGACACCGACCGUAUUUAGAAACGGGAGAAGAAGCAGUUGCGCAAUCUGAAUUGCUGCUACUGAGGUGACUUUCUUGGCGAGACAAAGGAAACCUAUAAGCUCAUCAUGUCUUCUUCAGAUGAAGGAAAGCUUUUUAUUGGAGGUCUGAGCUUCGAUACCGAUGAACAGAACCUGGAGGAGGUGUUCGGCAAGUACGGACAACUGUCUGAGGUGGUGGUUGUGAAGGACCGUGAGACUAAGAAGUCUAGAGGCUUUGGGUUUGUUACAUUUGAAAAUCCAGAAGAUGCAAAGGAUGCCAUGGACGCAAUGAAUGGAAAGUCUGUUGAUGGAAGACAGAUUCGUGUUGAUCAGGCUGGCAAAUCUUCAGGUGACAGACGUGGAGGUUAUAGAGGAGGAUCAUCUGGAGGACGAGGAUCUUACCGUGGUGGCCGUGGAGGACGUGGUGGUGGUGGAGGCUAUGGAGGCGGUCGGUUUGAUAGGAGUGGAGGUUAUGGUGGCAGUGGUGGAUCCAGAGAUUAUUAUGGAGGUGGAAGGAGUCAAGGAGGGUAUGGUGACCGAUCAAGUGGAUCCUACAGAGACAGCUACGACAGCUAUGCUACAAACUACUAAAACUCCUGACUCAAGAUCAUCCUUCCAGUGGCUGUAUUUAUAAAGAUUUAUGGAGCUUCGCAGAACAGUUAAUAUGUAGUCUAUUUGAUUGUGUUCACUUUUUAUACCAAUUUGUUACAUUAUUCUGACAGCCUCGCUGGUAGUACAUGGAACAGUUGUAACAUUAAGACUGUACAUUGGUUCUAAUGUUAUAGAUUUUCUGAUCUAUUGGGCUGCUCAGAUGGGAGCUCCUUAUUGCAAUUUUAAUUUGGCAGAUACUUGCCUUGGUGACAGACUAGUUUUACUAAAGGAAUAGUCUUGCUGUUCCUAAGCAAAACUGUCUGUUAAUCUAUGAGCUCUAUUCUGUAACAGGAUCUAUUUGAUCAUAUUAAGUUCUGUAUAUAGUGAAGGGGACUGAGGCCUCUGAAAGAAUCCUUUGGUAUAACAAGGCAGGGUACAGCAUGGGUGCAUUGUAAAUAACCGCUAGACCUCCUUGAUAUAUCUAAAGAGAAAAAUCUAAUUUCUUAAUAUCACAAGAAGUUCUUGAAAAUGUUUUAUCUUUUCAUAUUUUUAACUAAACUAAAUGGAAAUCUUGUGUUCACUUGGCUAAAAAAUUGUACUCUUCAUUUGGCUUCACGGAGCCUAUUAAAAGACCAUCUGAAAAGAAAUGCCUCUCGACAUUUAACUUCUUCACAACACUGGUUUAGGUAGAGGUCAUAAAACUGGAUGACUUCAUUGCCUUUGCAUUCAAGUUGUAUUAAGUUCACAUGUUUAAAUAGGGUUUAGGUAAUCGGUUACUCCUAAAUUUAUUUGGCAGCAGUACAAACAUGAGACUUAAAGGAGAACUCCGGAAUAGGAAAAUUGCCCUCCAUACACCCGGCAGUAAAAAAUAAAUAGGUGCAUACCUUCCUUCGCUCCUCCGCUAACCGGCUCUGGCCUCCGCCACGAUCCUCUUCCUGGUUGCCAGCGAGUC